Messenger RNA from Zalophus californianus (California sea lion), 1000 nucleotides. RefSeq names its product uroplakin 1B (gene UPK1B). Gene Ontology annotation, cellular component: membrane. The record is from RefSeq and is a predicted model, not a curated record. NCBI's taxonomy places the organism in Eukaryota, Metazoa, Chordata, Mammalia, Carnivora, Otariidae. The transcript is spliced from 8 exons. Bases 50 to 832 code for a protein of 260 amino acids.
GACACAGCACGAGGAGAAGGAGAGGGCAAGCUUGUGCCAAAUCCUGAAGAUGGCCAAAGAUGACUCCACCAUUCAUUGUUUCCAGGGCCUGCUGAUUUUUGGAAACGUGAUUGUUGGUAUGUGUGGCAUCGCCCUGACCGCAGAGUGCAUCUUCUUCGUAUCCGAUCAGCACAGCCUCUACCCACUGCUUGAAGCCACCAACAACGAUGACAUCUACGGGGCAGCCUGGAUUGGCAUGUUUGUCGGCAUCUGCCUCUUCUGCCUGUCAAUUCUAGGCAUCGUAGGCAUCAUGAGAUCCAACAGGAAAAUUCUCCUGGCGUAUUUCAUUCUGAUGUUUAUAGUAUAUGGCUUUGAAGUGGCAUCUUGUAUCACGGCAGCAACACAGCGAGACUUUUUCACACCCAACCUCUUCCUGAAGCAGAUGCUGGAGAGGUACCAAAACAAUAGCCCUCCAAACAAUGAUGACCAAUGGAAAAACAAUGGAGUCACCAAGACCUGGGACAGACUCAUGCUGCAGGACCAUUGCUGUGGUGUAAAUGGUCCAUCAGACUGGCAGAAAUAUACGUCUGCCUUCCGGACUGAGAAUAAUGAUGCCGACUAUCCCUGGCCUCGCCAGUGCUGUGUGGUGAACAAUCUUAAAGAACCUCUCAACCUGGAGGCCUGCAAACUAGGAGUGCCUGGUUACUAUCACAAGCAGGGAUGCUAUGAGCUCAUCUCUGGACCGAUGAACCGACAUGCCUGGGGGGUGGCCUGGUUUGGAUUUGCCAUUCUCUGCUGGACUUUUUGGGUUCUCCUGGGUACCAUGUUCUACUGGAGCAGAAUUGAAUAUUAAGAACAAAGUGUCACCGCCACACCACCUUCCUGCAGUGACUCGGACCCGGUGCUGCAAGCGAGCUCUCCUAGUAGAGCUCACAUCUGCGCCCCGCUGGGGCCCUGUGCCUUCCUGCUCAAACUGCCAAGUCAGUUGGUGUGGUGUUUGCUGGGCUCUCAGCCUCUCAAA